CGGCGGCGGCGGCGGGGCCGGUGGAGAAAAGCUCCUCUAUGAACGCCCUUCAGAGAGACUCGCCUGUGAAUCACAUUUUCCACCUCCAACACUGUUACUUCAGACUGGGCCCCCUUCGGAGGAACACAUGCAACAAAACCUCUCUUCCUCAGCGAUAGCCCCACUGAAACAAGUCGAUGUGCUGCUGCGCAGGGAGCGGGGCUAUAAACACACGGGAAGAUCAAUACAAUCGACUAAUCGAAAACUUCAGAUUGAACCUCAAGAUUUUCCAGUAAAGUUUUUUUUUUUUUUUUUUUAUCUUUUCGAUGGGAGAUUACAACCUCUUCAUCCCUCUGUCAAUCAACAAACCCCAAUGGAGCCGUCUGAGUUAUAUGGUAGUCUAUGGUAGUUAUUGACAUAUCGUUGAUCAUCGGGGAGUGAGUAGGCGGUAGCACUGACAUGGAUCUUCAGGUGGUUGUCUGGCUCUUCUACAGCUUUCUGCUCCCCGCCGUGCUCUUAACAGCUUGUCUUUUUCGCUACAACAUCCUGUCACUGGUUUAUUUCCUCUAUCUGCUGCUACUGCCGUGGUUCCUGUGUCCCAACAAACACACAAUCAGAGGUCCCACAGGUCGCUUUAUCAGAGCAGUAUUCUGUACCAGUCUACUAUUUAUACUGGCUCAUAUCUGCUUCCUGACAGUACUAUAUACGUAUCCUCCCCUCACCAUCGCCAUAGGUGAUAACUGUUCACAAUGGGACACCAUAACCAGACAUAUAGGAGUUUCCAGGCUUCCCUUGGAUGAUCCUUGGAGUGUGUUACGCCUUCUGUGUCCUGAUCUGGGCGUGUGUAUAGUUGCCUUGGUAAAAGUUGUCCUCUGCAGCAGAUUGGUCAGGAACAGAGAAAUGGUGGCUGCUGCCAAUAUCACAAUGCUAGAAGAUGAUCCAACGGAUAAAACCACAAAUGAUGAAGAUGAUGAUGAGGAGGAGGAGGAAGAGGCAUCAGGAGAUGAAGAUGGCGGAGAGAGGUCAUUACCUGGUGACCUCAAUGAGGAAGUUUCCACAGCAACCAGAGCCAAGCAACUGGCUGAGCGUUUGAAGGCCACAGCUCGGAAAGUUCUGCGGGACCUGGGGAGAAUCUUAGCCAUCAGCCUGCUGGCUUUGGCAGGCAUCACACUGCCCUCUGCCUUCUCAGCCAUCUAUUUCCUACUUUUCAUCGGUCUGUGCACGUGGUGGGCAUACCACCUCCCCAUCAGUCACCUGGGUUUCAAUGCACUUUGUGUGAUGGUGGGCUUCUUCACUGCUGGUCACAUGAUUUGUCUGUAUUUGUACCAGAGUCUACUAGCCCAGGCCUUGUUCCCCCCACACAGUCUGUGGGCCAGACUUUUUGGUCUGAAGGACAUCAUCAUACCAGGAAACUGCUCCUCGCCCUAUGACCUCAACCUCAAUGACAAUCAUGAUUGGCCAGUUUAUGUCAACCCAGGAAUACUGUUCCUCCUCUACAUUACCAUAGCAACUGUUCUCAAGACGGGAUGUCAUGGAGCACCUAACCAGCAGGUUGAGGAGGAGCUGCAACAGGAGAAAGGGGAAGAGUUAGAGGAGGAGGUGGUGGAGUUAAGGUCAUGGAAUCAGCAGAAAGAUAACUAUGAAGAUGACACACAGCUCAUGCUCAUGUCUGUAGGAACAGGAAGCAGCAGAGGAGGAACUGUGGCUGCAGAGAGCCAGCCAGAUCUGGGUGUUAGUGGAGUCUCCAGUGGCAAGCAGAGUGAAAGUCCGUUUGACCUGCUGGGAAAGGUGGUCAUGCAGCAGAGCUAUGUCUGUGCUCUCAUAGCCAUGAUGGUUUGGAGCAUCACAUACCACAGCUGGCUGACCUUUGUGUUGCUGUUGUGGGCUUGUCUCAUCUGGAUCCUGCGUGCCAGACGGCAUGCAGCCACACUGUGCUCUCCAUUCAUCCUACUGUAUGGCCUGGCUUUGUGCUGUCUGCAGUAUGUAUGGGCCAUGGAGCUUCAGCCUGAACUGCCCAACACUGUGGGAACCAUGAGCCUCAGACAACUGGGACUGGACAGAGCCCAGUAUCCCUGUCUAAGACUGGGAGCUAUGCUUCUGUUCACUUUAACUUUCUGGCUAUUGGUACGUCAGUCAGUGAAGGAAAACUUCAGCAGGAAGAGGAAAAUGGCCACACCACUACAGGAAGUCACUACAGGAGAGGGGGCUGGUAAUGAAUCUGUGCUGAAGGUUCUGGGAGGCAUCGUGAUGAGCUGUUAUGCCAAAUACUGGAUCUAUGUGUGUGGAGGAAUGUUCAUCAUGGUCUCCUUUGCUGGGAAACUCGUUGGAUACAAGAUCAUCUACAUGCUCCUGUUCCUGCUCUGCCUCUGUCUCUAUCAGGUGUACUAUUCUCUAUGGAGGCGUCUGUUGAAGCUUUUCUGGUGGCUCGUUGUGGCCUACACCAUGCUGGUGCUGAUCUCCAUCUACACUUACCAGUUUGAAGACUUCCCUCAGUACUGGAGAAACUUCACUGGUUUCACAGAAGAACAGUUGGCAGCCAUUGGUCUAGAGACGUUUGCCCUGUCUGAACUCUUCACCAGUAUUCUGAUCCCUGGCUUCUUCCUGCUGGCCUGUAUUCUGCAGCUGCACUACUUCCACAAACCCUUCAUGAGAAUCACUAACUUGGAACAUGUUACACCUAUACACAAGAAGAAGAACAGUGAGAAGACUGAGCAGAUUGGCUCUGAUAAUGUGGGUGGGAACCUUGAAGAGGAAGACCUGGUGACUAACAUGGAUGAGGUAUCUGAAAAUGAAGUGGAGUUGAUGCCCAGUAAGUGGGGUCUGGUGAUGGACAGGUUACUGGUUCUAUCCAGAAGAUUCUCUGACAAUCUGACCAAAGUUCAAGUGUUUCUCUGGAGGCUUUUGGAGCUCCACAUCCUCAAGAUGGUGGCCUUCUUCUCUGUGUGGGUUGCACUUGAGGAGCCAUCUGUGAUGAACCUGGUCCUGGUGGUGUUAUGGUCUCUGGCGAUGCCCUACGGUCGCUUCAGACCCAUGGCUUCCUGUCUGUCUACAGUCUGGGUGUGUGUCAUCAUCGUGUGUAAGAUGCUGUACCAGCUCAGUGUUGUCAACCCCAUUGAGUACUCCAGUAACUGUAGCCUGCCUUUAACAAAUGAAACCAACCUGUUACCAGAAGAGAUGAUGAACUCCUCUCUGUACAAGGAGCCAGUGGAUCCAGCCAACUGGUUUGGCAUCAGGAAAGAUGCCACUGUGCUGGGAUACAGCAAGAACCAUUUAAUAGUGCUGAUGUUGUUGGUGUUCGAAGCGACAGUGUAUCGUCACCAGACUCACCACUACCGUCAGCUGCAACGAUCUCCCCCCACCAUCCCCGCUCUGUUCCCUGCCGCCACCAGGGACACUCUAAACCAGGGCCUCAUACCCUGCUUCAAGUACCUGCUCAACCACACCUUCUACAAGUUUGGAUUAGAGAUUUGUUUCCUGAUGACGGUGAAUGUGAUUGGCCAGAGGAUGAACUUCUUGGUGAUAGUCCAUGGUUGUUGGUUGGUAGCCAUCUUGGUGAAGCGGCGGCGGGAAGCUAUCGCCAGGAUCUGGCCCAGAUACUGUCUCUUCCUGUCCAUCUUCAUGAUCUACCAGUAUCUACUGUGCGUGGGCAUACCGCCUGCUCUCUGUAUAGACUACCCAUGGCGGUGGAACACUCCAGUCUUGAUUAACUCAGCUCUCAUUAAAUGGAUUUAUCUGCCUGACUUCUACACUGUGCCUAACUCCAAAAACCUGAUAGCGGACUUUGUGCUGCUGAUGUGUGCGUCGCAGCAGUGGAAGGUGUUUGAGUGUGAGCACACAGAGGAGUGGAUGGUUCUGGCAGGCGAGAACACAGAUGACCCUGAACCCAUGGAAGGUCGACCGUUUAAUCCUGCACCCAACUUCAUUAACUGCAGGAGUUACCUGGACAUGGCUAAAGUUCUGGUGUUUCGUCACUUCUUCUGGUUUGUGCUGUCAGUGGUCUUCAUCACUGGGGCCACCAGGAUCUCUGUGUUUGGCCUGGGCUACCUGCUCGCCUGCUUCUUUUUUCUGCUGUUUGGAACCCAGCUAUUGGUCAAACCCUCCAGGACCCGCCUCGCCCUGUGGGACUGUCUCAUCAUCUAUAACGUGGCAGUCAUUAUAUCUAAAAAUAUGUUAUCAAUCCUGGCAUGUGUGAUUGUAUUUGAGAUGCAGAAGAGCUUCUGUUGGGUGAUUCAACUCUUCAGCCUGGUUUGCACAGUCAAAGGAUAUUAUGACCCGAAAGCAGUGAGCGACAAGACCUGCAGCCUCCCUGUAGAGGAGGCUGGGAUCAUCUGGGACAGUAUCUGUUUUCUCUGCCUGUUACUUCAGAGGAGAAUCUUCCUCAGUUUCUACUUCCUGCAUGUGACAGCAGAGCUGCAGGCUUCUGCCAAACAGGCCUCGAGGGGGUUUGAGCUCUUUAGAGCCAGUAUUGUGAAGAACAUUAAGUUCAGCCAACAAGCUGAGAGGAAGUCUCUGUCACAGCUCAAGAGAUCGAUGCAGAGAAUUCGCUCCAAGCAGCAGAAAUACAGAGAUGGACACAAAACAAGUGAAGACUCCAACGAGAGUCAGACUGCUGAGACCCAAACAGAAAAGAAGAAGUCCAGGAAGGAAAAGUGGUAUCAGCCGUGGUUAGACCAUGCUAAAGUGCUUCAUUCAGGAGAGUACUACCUGUUUGAAUCAGACAGUGAGGAUGAAGAGGAGAUGCAGUCUGAAGAACAAAAGCCUCAGAAACAGACUGCCUGUCAGCUGGCAUACCAGGCGUGGGUAACCAGUGUUAAAACAGCUCUUAGAGAACGUCAGAGACACCAACGACAGUUGAGGAAGAUUGAGCAAAAAGAGAGAGAGGGAGAAGGAAGAGUGGAUUCACAGAAGGAAGCUUUCUCUGUGAUAGGUUGUAGGGACAACGAUGUGUUUGAGGACUCUAUCAUUCAGGAGGAGGUGGAGGAGGAACAGGAGUCUGGUCACGGUGAGAUGGUUCAGAGGAUCUUGGAUAUGCUGCGAUUCUUAUGGGCCGUAGUUUUGGCCAUGGUGGAUGGACUGACUCAGUGGCUCAACCUGCUGACUAAACAGUACAGAGAUACAUCUACCGUUCUGUGCAAUGAACGCUACUCUAUCAUACACAAGAUACAGCAGCACGAUACAGCAGCAGACUCCACAGAUGACCAGCUAUCUCAGGGCAGUGAGAGUCCCACACUGGAGACCUGUUUGGAUGAGACUGAUGCAGAAAACUCCAUUGGAUACAGCUGCCUAGAGGUGGAUAGCAGGGGUGUGACAGGCCAGUCUACCCCCAAGCCAAGGCACAAUAGCACUGGGAAUCUCUUGAGUCCCGAACCCUCAUCCAGCAGCAUGGAGCUGUUACCAGAGCCAUCCAAACAACCACACAGACACUCCAGAACAGCCAGCGAGCUGCUGGGAGACAGGCAGAUCUUCAUCGAGGAGCUGGAAGAGAGCAGAGAGUUCUAUAACAAACAGAGCCGUCUGCUGAAGCUGCUGUUUGCCAUGUACAACCUGCUGGCAGCAAACUCGGAGCUAGUUUGCUAUUUCAUCAUAGUGUUAAACAAUGUGGUCAGUGCCUCUGUGAUAUCACUGGUCCUGCCCAUACUGGUGUUCCUAUGGGCUAUGCUGGCUGUUCCAAGACCAACCAAGAGGUUUUGGAUGACUGCUAUUGUCUACACAGAGGUGAUGGUUGUGGUGAAAUACCUUUUCCAGUUUGGCUUCUUUCCAUGGAACAGUGUUUAUGAGAUGACUCUAAAUGAAGACAAGCCUUUCUUCGCACCUCGCAUCCUGGGCUUAGAGAAGGCUGACAACUACAUCAGAUAUGAUCUUCUUCAGCUGCUGGCUUUAUUCUUUCACAGAUCCCUGCUCAUGCGUUAUGGUCUGUGGGACCAUGAGGGCCCCCUGGAGGAGCAGAGCCCCUCACUUGAAAGUUGUAUGGGUGAAGUGAAAACUAAAGAAAGAAAUGAAGAUGGGAGGAGGCAGGAGGGAGGAGGAGAAGAGGAGGAGGAGGGCAGAGUUAGCUCAACAUCCACCCUGGACAACCUGGAAAUGACUGAACUGAACCAACUUGAAAAGGAUAACAUGGACUAUGUUGAACUGAGUGCCAGCUCUGCUGGUGCUAUCCAACAACCCCCUGAAGCUGAAGCAGAACCCACUGGGUCAAAAGAUGGAAAGGACUCGUUGAAUCCUCCCAGCAGGCCGAGUGAGGAUAAAAUGGAGGGAGACAAUGAGAAGGUGAUAGAGGAAGUCCCAAAGAAAAGCAGCAUUAUCCGCUUCCGCAGGAAACCUAAACAACCCAAACAACAGCACAGCAAAGUUCUACCUGUUCCAGUGGAUUACACAGCUGAGACUGCAUAUCACAAUAAAGAACCAGUUAAGAAGCACAAAGGUAUAAGGACAGAGAAAGCCAAACAGAGAUUGCUGGCUGUGGGACACAAGAUAAAAUAUGUCUUCAUGUCUGGUAUUCAAAGUGUUUACAGGCCGGCUCAGGGUUUCUUCAGUGAUAUUCUCCACGCUGAAUAUCGGGCUGCCACCGAUGUCUAUGCACUCAUGUUCCUGACUGAUGUCAUUGACUUCAUCAUCGUCGUCUUUGGCUUUUGGGCCUUUGGGAAACACAGUGCAGCAGCUGAUAUAGCCUCCACGCUGUCAGAGGACCAGGUUCCUGAGGCCUUCCUGGUGAUGCUGCUCAUCCAGUUCAGCACCAUGAUCAUUGACAGAGCCUUGUACCUGCGCAAGGCUGUCUUGGGAAAACUCAUCUUCCAGGUGAUCCUUGUGUUUGGGAUCCACCUGUGGAUGUUCUUUAUCCUGCCUGCUGUCACUGAAAGGAUGUUCAAUCAGAACUUUGUGGCCCAGCUCUGGUACUUUGUCAAGUGUAUUUACUUCGGCCUGUCAGCCUAUCAGAUCCGCAGUGGGUAUCCCACUCGUAUCCUCGGCAACUUCCUCACCAAGAAAUACAACCACCUCAACCUGUUUCUCUUCCAAGGGUUUCGCCUGGUGCCAUUCCUGGUGGAGCUGCGAGCGGUGAUGGACUGGGUUUGGACGGACACAACUCUGUCUCUGUCAAACUGGAUGUGUGUGGAAGACAUUUAUGCCAACAUCUUCAUCAUUAAAUGCAGCCGUGAGACAGAGAAGAAAUACCCACAGCCUAAAGGGCAGAAGAAAAAGAAGAUAGUGAAAUAUGGCAUGGGUGGACUCAUCAUCUUCUUCUUGAUCUGCAUCAUCUGGUUUCCCCUGCUCUUCAUUUCACUGGUCAGAUCUGUGGUUGGUGUGGUCAACCGCCCCACUGAUGUCACAGUGACCGUCAAGCUGGGAGGAUAUGAGCCCCUGUUUACCAUGAGCGUGCAGCAGCAGUCCAUCCAGCCCUUCACAGAGACUGAAUAUGAACAACUCACCAAAAAGUUUGGAGAUAAUGCGGUAGCCAUGCAGUUCAUCACUCUCUACAGUUAUGAGGACAUUGUGACGGCCAUGAUUGAAGGUAGUUCAGGAUCAGUAUGGAGGAUCAGCCCCCCCAGCAGACAGGAAGUCAUUAAAGAACUACUUGGAAGUCCUGUUGACCUAACACUACGCCUGGCCUGGACUUUCCAGAGGGACCUGGGUAAAGGAGGGACGGUGGAACACACCUCUGACAAAUAUUCUAUAGACCUGGAACCUGGGAGUCCAGUCAGAGCCGAUCUGGCCUCACUAUUGGUUGGAAAUCGCACUGAACCUGUGCAUGUUCCUAAUAUGUUCCCUAACUACAUCCGUGCCCCCAAUGGAGCUGAGGCCAAACCAGUCAGUCAACUAUAUAAAGAUAAUGAAGAUGGUUACCUGAAUAUAACCCUGUCCUUGAUGAGUGACAGGUCACUGCAUGAAAGUAGAAACCAGGAGUGGUGGAACAUUGCCAUCUCAGGCUGUGCCCCCUCCUCAUGUGGGGUUCUACCCAUGGUCAUAUUCAAUGACAAAGUCAGUCCACCCAGCCUGGGCUUCCUGGCUGGAUAUGGCAUCAUGGGUCUGUACGUGUCUGUGGUCUUAGUCAUUGGGAAGUUUGUGCGUGGCUUCUUCAGUGAGAUCUCCCACUCCAUCAUGUUUGAGGAGCUGCCCUGUGUGGACCGCAUCCUGAAGCUCUGCACAGACAUCUUCCUGGUGCGUGAGACAGGAGAGCUGGAGCUGGAAGAGGAACUUUACUCCAAACUGAUCUUCCUCUAUCGAUCUCCAGAGACUAUGAUCAAAUGGACCAGGGACAUUCACAGCCGAGACCAAGACAGAUACUGAUGACUGACUGACUUAUUAUAUUUGGCUGUAAUCUGAAGCACACUGCAAAGAUGUCCCGGGGACAGCUCAUGGAAAGGCUUCAUGACAACCCUACUUACAAGAGUGGACAUUGACUUUACAGCCAAGGAGAAACAUGAAAGGAGAUGCACACUAAUAUAUAUACUGGAUGACACAUCUUGUGUUGUUGUUCUUCCCAGCUCCCUAGGCACUUUCAUCACUCCACCUUACACUACAGGCUAUUGAGAAUGGGAUUGCAGUCCCACUGUGGGUGGGGUUGAUGGCAGCAGUAUGUCUACAGGAUUGGAUAUAAUGUCCCUGGAAGGCAAGAUUAGUAGUCAAAUUGAGCUGUGUUUGUUAAUGUUCAGAGGUUAAAGGUCAAACACAAAAGAUAUUUCAUUCCUGACCUCUGUGCAUUUGAGGCACCCAGGCUGAGUGACCAUGUGGCAGAAACCUGAAAGUAAUUGUAGGUUGAACCAACUGUAGUUACUGCAUCAGUAUGCUGACUGAUUUUAAAACAUGCUAUGCUGUCAAUCAAACUUAAAAAUGUUUUUAAAAGCAUUAAUUCUUGUAAAAGUAACAAUCAUGCCAUAAAGCAAACAUGUUCAUUUUACUUUACAUCAUGAACCGAGGUUUGACAAAAAAAGGAUGAUUUAAAAGACCAUUUUUACUUAUUUUUUACCAAGUUAGAGUUUGCCAAGUUCUGAGUUUCUUCAAGACCACCACAUGAACCAGGUUCAGGGGCAAUAGAUAAGACAGGUUGGUGAGAGAGCUUUGGAUCAGGCUUCUGGAAAAUAAGUUUGCUGAUGUAGUUCCUGCUGGUUGCCAUUAGACACUUCAAAAAAGCAGCUAAAAAGUAUAUGCAGCAGAGCACAAACACAUGCACAAACACACAUAUCUCAAUAAAACAACUCAAACAAUUGAAAGUGCUAUGUGUUUGGCACAUUAAGUUACUGGUUGCUCCUUUAAUUAUAGUCCAUGACACCCUCCGACAAAUGUUUGAUUUGAAUGUGUCCAGGUAAAGGUGUUUGGUAAAAAUUGGAAUGUUAUGUUUAACCAUAAACAUUUUGGGUUAAAGUACUGGUUCUGCGCUGAGAUGUUGAUAUAAUAUAUAUUUGUACUAUGUCAAUAUGUCUUUGGUUCAACAUGCUGCACAUGUAGAGUCUGACAGAGAACUGUAGUGCUUGCAAGGUAUGCAGUCAAAUCAUGUAAAUUAAAAUCUCACCAGGGUUGGCUUAGGGUUUUAAUGACCCUCUGUACUAUUAUGCAAUAGUAAUAUAGCAGGGACAGCAGCUCAGCUAUGACACAGACAUCUAACAGUCAGAUACUUUUCAAUCAGAUGUAGCCCAGGAACAACCUAGAUCUUUUAACGCCAGCAGUCGCUUUAAGUGGUUGGUUGUAACAGGAGAUUCAUUGUGUAUCUCUUGGUUUAUGGUCAUUUGUGUAAGUGCAAAUAAAUUUGAGAAUAUGAACCACUAAGACCCAAUAUUAAACUAGGAUGGCACCUAGUUCACCAUACCUCCGCCAACGUGAAAAAUGCCCUAUCUCCCAAUGUUAAGGAAAGUGAUAAAAAAUUCCUGCAUCUGACAUUUUAACUUGGUCCCCACCAAAAUGUAAUGGGUUCUUCACUAGCCCAUGCCUUUUCCCUCCACCAAGUUCGGUGGAAAUCAGUUCAGUAGUUUUCGUGUAAUCCUGCUGAUAAAUAAACCAGCAAACAAACUAACAAACAGACACAGGGGAAAACCGAACCUCCUUGGCAGAGAUAAUGAUCAUGGCCUUAAAGUGGAUCAAUGAAAGUGCAAUGUUGAAAAGUUCUACAAGUUUCUACUGACGAUCAUGUUUUUUACAUGGUACAUAUUCCUAAAUAAAUGUCUUUUAACCAAACUACACAAUAAACAGGUUAUCCCUGGGCCCCCUGACUCCUUAAUCCAGCCACUGCUCUCAGCAGUAUGUUCAACUGUUUCCUCACAUUUGUAUCAGAAAUGUCAUAAAUCUUUUUCCUAGUAUUUUCUUCUACAAUACUUGCUGCUGGACUCCUAUAUCCUCCAGAUUUUAAAACCGAUUUUGAAUCUGGAGACAAAUAGUUAUCAUGUUGAGGUGGAAAAUGAAAUGGAAAUAUGGAGUACAUGGCAUAAACAUAAAGCUUCCAAGUUAAAAAGCAUCUGUCACUAUUUAUCCUGUUGCUUUCAUUUUCUACCUGAAUGUACAGACAUUAUUUUUGUUUAACUACAACUCUGAUUUAAACAUCAAAAAUACAACAUGUUCUUACUGUAUAAGAAAAAGAUUUUGGUUUUACACCACAACAAAUGACUGAAAAAUGACUGAAAGACAAGGGAGAGGAGAUAUAGUUAAACCAACAAUGGUAUUGUGUAAGCAAUAGAAUUUAAUAAAUACAUAUUUAACUAGCCAUUCAUCUUUAGUGAGGAGGGAAAUAGAUUUGAAUGUAGUCUUUCUUAUUUUAAAGACAUGUCUGUGCAUUGGUAAGGUUCUGAGCAACAAAAGUACUUACUGUAUCUUUCACUGACUUGUUUUUGUCCUCCAAGUGUAAUAUAAGGCUGUGUUGGUAGUCUAAACAGAAAGAAAUACUCAAAAAACCUAUAGGUGCAACCUCUUCCAAACUCUGAGAUGUCUGUUGCUGUAACUUGUCAGAGAUAAAGCACCUGAAGGGAAAAAAUUAUGCUAAGGAAUCUAAGUGGCUGAUGACUGUGAAAAAGUCCACUAGCUAAUAA
Messenger RNA from Xiphias gladius (swordfish), 10988 nucleotides. RefSeq names its product piezo-type mechanosensitive ion channel component 1 (gene piezo1). The record is from RefSeq and is a predicted model, not a curated record. The transcript has 54 exons. Lineage: Eukaryota; Metazoa; Chordata; Actinopteri; Istiophoriformes; Xiphiidae. Bases 439 to 8262 code for a protein of 2607 amino acids.